AUGGCGACUGGUGUGAAUUCUGCGGAUCUUUCUUCUCCAGCUGGUUCUUCUGGUUCUAAUGUCGCGCCCAAUGCGUCCAAUCCGUCUCUUUCUUCGAUCACUGUUCAGAAUAUCACUGGCAUGGUUGCAACGAAGCUCACUCGCCACAACUACAUCACUUGGCGUAGUCUCUUUCUUCCUGUUCUGAAACGAUUCAAGCUUUUAGGGCUUGUCAAUGGAACUGAUGUGUGUCCUCCUCCAUUUGUGACUGAUUCGUCCGGAUCUCAAGUUUCUAAUCCUGCAUUUGAGAAUUGGUGUGAUCGUGAUCAAAUCCUGAUGAUUUGGAUUAAUUCAACAUUAUCUGAAGAUCUCCUUCCAUUGACGGUUGGCAUGGACGAUUCCAGAUCUCUCUGGCAAUCUCUCGAACGUCGGUUUUCUGGUGCAUCUCGUACUCACAUUCACAACCUUCGUUCGAAGAUUCAGACUAUCCAAAAAGGAGACUCUUCAAUGACUGAUUACCUCAACUCUCUUAAGGAAAUCUCUGAUAAACUUGCCGCGGCUGGCGAACCAAUUUCUGACUCAGAUCUUGUGGCCUACAUUCUUUCUGGUCUCUCUACUGAGUAUGAAUCAUUUAUUGAUUCUAUUGAAACACGAUCUGACUUUGUCAAUCCUGAUGAGCUGCAUGGAUUACUCCUGAGUAAAGAGAUUUCUCUUCUGAAACGCAAAUCCAGAGAACCGUCUUCUUCUUCAGCACCUUUUCAUGCUUAUACGGCUCAACCUGGUUCCAACAAUUUCAGAGGCCGUGGUCGAUUUCAGAACAAAAAUCGCUACAAUUCGAAUCGCAAUUUUGGAGGAAAUCGUCAUUACAACAACACUUCUGGAAGUCUUCUUGGUCCUGGUCCUAAUUCCAGAUCCACAUUCUCUGGUCAGAAUUUCACCAAUUCCUUUUCUGGCCGCUCUCUUCAGUGCCAAUUAUGUCUCUAA
Molecule: messenger RNA, 963 nt
Organism: Malus domestica (apple)
Lineage: Eukaryota; Viridiplantae; Streptophyta; Magnoliopsida; Rosales; Rosaceae
Source: RefSeq, a predicted model, not a curated record